AUCACUAACAAUCCUAUGUUAUGUAUUGUAUGUGCCUAUAAAAAGAUAAAGAGUCAAGCUUUUUGCUAACUCACACAUUGUUAUUGUAUAUCUUAUCUUAUUCCAUUUCAAGAAUCAACAAAUAUUUGAAGAUAUGGAGAAGAUUAAUCAAGAUGAGCAUCAAUUAUGGAUGAUAGAUGAAGGACAUGAAUUAGAUCAUGGUGAAAUUUGUGAUAAUAAUAAUAUGAGCCACUCAUCUUCAUCAUCAAUUUCAUCAUCUAUUGGUGAAGGAUCAUCAAACAUCUCUAAUGGAUCUUGUUGUUCAUCUUCACUUGAUACAACAGAUGAUGCAUCUUCAUCACCUUCUUCUGAUGAUGGAGCUUUAUAUGACUUAUCAUCCCUCAUGUCACAACUACCAAUCAAGAGGGGAUUAUCUAAGUUUUAUGAAGGGAAAUCACAGUCUUUUACAUCUUUGUCAAGAGUGACAAGUUUAGAAGAUCUUGCUAAGAAAGAAUCACCAUACAGAAGAAAAAUGAAGUCUUGUAAGAGUUAUGGAGCUGGAUUGGAUUCUUAUAAAUCAUAUACUCUUCCUAAGGCAACUAUAUUGAAGAAAGCUUCUAAAAGUUCAUCAUUUUCAUCAUAUGGAAAGGCAAGUUUUAUCAGCAGGAGCAGGCCUCCUCUAAUUCCUGUGCAAGAGAUAUAGUGUGUAGUACAGAAAACAAAAGAAAAUAAGGAGAGUGAGUGUUGUAUUUAUUCAAACAGAAAGAGAGAUCUAGGCUAGAGAGUGAGAAAGAGUUGUGUAUAUGUAUACUUCAAUUUUGGAUAUGUUAUUGCAUUUUUGGAUAUAUUAUUUGCCCUUGAAA
This is a messenger RNA of Solanum pennellii, 842 nucleotides long. RefSeq lists its product as uncharacterized. The transcript has 2 exons. The record is from RefSeq and is a predicted model, not a curated record. The coding region runs from base 134 to 682 and encodes 182 amino acids. Lineage: Eukaryota; Viridiplantae; Streptophyta; Magnoliopsida; Solanales; Solanaceae.